AUGCUUGAGCUUCCAUCGCAUAAAGAAGGAAAGGAAUACCAAAUUCCUAUUAAAAAACCUUCAGCCAAGAAUGAUUCAUCUGGAAUAUUCAAUACUCUUAUAAAUCCGACGCAGAGUUCCUCGCACCAUGUAAAGCGUAGAGACCCUCAAAAGAAUAAGGACACGCUCUCAAGUCUUCUAAGAAAUUCAUCUGAACAAAUUCGGAAUGUACCAAGCUACGACAGCAAUAUUGAUCUUUGUCCAACAGCCUUCAAUGGUCCCGUGUUCAUACACGCAACGAAAAAACACAUCGAAGAACCAAAACCGAAAGAAGAGAAACAACACAGAAGAAAAAUAGUAACUCCGAUAUGGGCUAGAGGUCAGUCAAUCGAUUUUGAGACAGCUGGGAAAAUAACUUCAAAAGAAAAACCUUUAUUUAGUAAGAAAAUUGUUCAUAACCCAACUCAAACAACCAUUGAGCAAGAUCAACAAGCACUACGUUCAGGAAAAGCAAGGGUAAACCCCAUCAUGGAUCCGGAUAUAGCAGGAGCCUCUUCAAAACAUAUCAAUUCCAAACCAGAGAGGAAAAAAAUACUAAUUGAAAAUAGAGAAGCAAAGGAAUACGAAAUUCGAGACACAAAGAAACGAAUUCCAAGCCCCAAAUACGUAGGAGUUUCAAAGGCAGAGCCAAUAAGAGGAGGCGGGUUUAUACCAGAAAACGCCAAGCCAACCAUUAAGGUGUCUGUGGAUGCCAAACCUAAGGAUAACAAGGAAGUACUUACCUACGCAUUUUGUAAGUUUUAUUUCUCUAUUUUUGAUCAAUGGUUAUUACUGAUCAUGACAUUACUCUAG
Messenger RNA from Naegleria lovaniensis, 831 nucleotides. RefSeq lists its product as uncharacterized. NCBI's taxonomy places the organism in Eukaryota, Heterolobosea, Eutetramitea, Acrasida, Naegleriidae. The record is from RefSeq and is a predicted model, not a curated record. The coding region runs from base 1 to 831 and encodes 276 amino acids. The transcript is spliced from 2 exons.